UGUCAGAACCUCGGUGACCGUUGGCAGGAUGGGUGACAGGAGUGUUACUGAUCAUAAGCGACAUGUGGAGAAACUAAUUAGAGAUAUUAAUACAAUUUCUCUGGAGUUGAAGAAGAUAAAAGAGCUCUCCCAGUUAUUGCUUUGUGACCUUACCCUACAUUUUAAUCAUCCCAUGAAGACUGAGAACUUAACAGAAGCAGAAAGAAACAACCCCCUCUUUGAAGAGUCUAAACUAUCAGAUGUAUCCCUUGUUUCUAACAGUUUUUCUAUCUGAUUUCUUAUUUGUUUGUUGUGAGUUUAUUUUUGAAUUAACAAAUAUUUGGGAGAAUUGAGUUUACUAAUUUGUAUAUGUAUAAUUUAAAAUAAAAUUAAAAUAAUGUUGCA
Messenger RNA from Saimiri boliviensis boliviensis (Bolivian squirrel monkey), 384 nucleotides. RefSeq names its product chromosome 20 C5orf58 homolog (gene C20H5orf58). The record is from RefSeq and is a predicted model, not a curated record. Lineage: Eukaryota; Metazoa; Chordata; Mammalia; Primates; Cebidae.